Messenger RNA from Phoenix dactylifera (date palm), 5442 nucleotides. Its product is annotated as protein FAR1-RELATED SEQUENCE 12-like. The record is from RefSeq and is a predicted model, not a curated record. Gene Ontology annotation, molecular function: zinc ion binding. NCBI's taxonomy places the organism in Eukaryota, Viridiplantae, Streptophyta, Magnoliopsida, Arecales, Arecaceae. Gene Ontology annotation, biological process: regulation of DNA-templated transcription.
GCGGAACGGCCCUGCUCUCUUGUUCCGGGCGGCUCGCCGCGCCCCGCUGAUUUGUGCCUCGCCGCGCGCAGAGCUCUCCUCGUCCGUCCAUCCCCUGCGGGAAGCGUCGCAAGCGUGGUCGCGUAUUUUAAAGAGAAAAAAAAUACACACAAAAUAUAGAAAAGAAAAAGCCCGGGGUUGGAUUUCGAUUUCAGUUCGUGGAAAUGGUGCUGAUUUCGGAGAUUAGGGGCGAUGCACCGGACGAGGCGGAGGAGGAGGGGCGAAAGGAGGAGGAGACAGCGGAAGAGGAGUUGAAGGUGGACGAGGAGAAGGGCACGCCGGAGAAGCCGGAGGAGCCGGAGGAGCCGGAGGAGCCGGCGGAGAGCGUGGCUGCCGCCGGAGAGGUGAAGGAAUCCCCGGCCAAGGGGACGGAGGGGUCGGCGGCGGGGCAGACGCUCUACAAUGAGUGCGCCCUCCGGGUGGCCUGCAUCAUGCGGAAUUACCUCUAUAUGCGGCAGGCAGGCGUCGCCGUUUCCGGGAGGGGGCCGCCGGCGGGGGAGGCGCCGGCGGAGCACCGAUGUAAGGCGAUGAUGGAGGUGGUCGGGAAGGUGCAUGGGAAGUGGACAGUGUCGAAGCUCGUCGUGGAGCACAACCAUGAGCUCUUGCCACGCCAGGAUGCCGGUAAAGACGGUGCAGGAUUGGUGCCGGUCAUGGGCAUGGAGUUUGAAUCCGUGGAGGCUGCAAAGGCUUUCUAUUAUGAGUAUGGUGAGAAGUCCGGCUUUAAGGCUCGGACGGGCUCCAACAGGCGGUCGGCGGGCAGUGGGGCUCUAAUCAUGCAGAGGUUCUUGUGUUGGAGAGGGAAUUAUCUUAUGUACAGAAAGUUCACAGGUACUAAUGCAGGGAAACAGAAGCGGGGACCAUAUAAGAAGAGAGCUCGCAGGUUGGCAACAGCCGCAGCAAAGAAAGAUGGGGAUGUGGGGGAGAUCAUCCAAGUUGAGAGUUCAACAGAGAAGGUAGGGGUGGCAGGCGGCGACCGUGGGGUCGAGGUCCAUAGUGGUCCUCCAGUAAAAGAACAAGCAGUCGCGGAGAAGGAUGUGGGGCAGAAACCUCCUAUUCCAUCUAUUGGUAUGCCAGCACAGGCAGUGGCAGCUGCUGCUGGGAAGGAUGGUGAGAAGCAGAAAGAUGAUGGGAAGGCAAUCCCAGUAGCCAAUACUGCUGAGUCUCGGCUGCUAAGGGAACUUGGUGUAAGAGUGUCUCGAUACACACAAGAGGAAAGGAGGGAUAUUAUUAUCAGAUACAUGAUGAAGCGGACAAAUAGGCAGGGUGUACAGAGGCCUGUUAAGCAAUACGCUUCUUCUUUGCAGGUUUCUUCACGACGAGCUUUGGCUGAAAGGCGCCAGCGAGGCAUUGGAGGAAGGUUUCUUAGAAGAGAUGAGUCACAGACUUCUAGUAGACAGGAUGAAAAGACAGAAGCAGAUCCAGCUGUCCCUGCUGAAGAUGCUACAAAUAUAGGAGGGGAGCCAAAUGUUGGCAUGGUGUUUGCAAAUGAAGAUAAGGCUUACGAGUUCUAUGUUAAAUAUGCUGGAACUGUUGGUUUCAGUAUUAGAAAAGGUUGGUGGGAUAAAUCUUCAAGAAAUGUAACUAGAUCAAGAGUUUAUGUGUGCUCAAGAGAAGGAUUCCGCCCAAAGACUGUGACAAAUGAUGAAAAAAAAACACGUCCAGAAACCAGAACUGGUUGUCCUGCACGCAUGGCAAUCAAAAUUACACCUAGUGGUAAAUACUGCAUCAGUGAAUUUGUAGCUGACCACAAUCAUCAGCUUGCAGCUCCAUUGGAUAUUCAAAUGUUAAGGUCACAGAGACUUUUAGCUAAGGUUCAACCUGGAGGCCGUCAAAGUACCAGUCUAAUUCCUGCUGAUUACAGAAACUAUCUCAGGUCAAAGCGAAUGAAGGACAUGAAGAAUGGUGAUGCAGGGGCCCUGCUCGAAUACUUGCAAAAGAUGAAAAGUAAAAACCCAUCUUUUUUUUAUGCCAUACAAGUUGAUGAAGAAGAUCAAUUGACAAACAUAUUCUGGGCGGAUGCACAAUCUAUGAUGGACUAUCACUACUUUGGUGAUGUAGUAUGUUUUGACACAGCUUACAGAACCAAUGAUUACGACAGGCCUUUUGCAUUAUUUUUUGGUGUUAAUCAUCAUAAACAAAUCACUAUCUUUGGUGCUGCAUUACUAUACGAUGAAACUGUAGAAUCCUUCAAAUGGUUGUUUGAGACUUUCAAGACUGCAAUGUGCAGAAAACAACCGAGAACAGUUUUGACAGACCGGUCUGCUGCAGUGUAUGAUGCAAUAGCUGCUAUAUGGACAGGCACAAUGCAUCGCCUAUGCUUGUGGCAGAUCCACCAAGAUGCCAUGAAGAACUUAAGUCAUGUUUUUGAAGGCUCAGAAACUUUUGCAUUAGAUUUUAGUAGAUGUUUGUAUGAUUGUGAAGAUAAGGAGGAGUUCCUAUCAGCAUGGGAAACAAUGUUAGAGAAGUAUGAUCUAAAGGACAAUGAAUGGUUGCGUAAGUUAUAUGAGGAAAGGGAGAAGUGGGCUUUGGUGCACGCACGUGAAAUUUUUUGUGCAGACAUUGCAAAUACAAUAAGAAAUGAAAACUUGAACAGUGUACUAAAGGAAUACUUGAAACUAGAGACAGAUCUUUUAUCCUUUUUCAAGCAGUAUGAUAGAUUACUGGAAGAGCGACGAUAUGCAGAACAACAAGCUGAUUAUCAUGCAAAUCAAGGGACUUCUAGAAUACCUCCUUUGCGCUUACUGUGGCAAGCUGCAAAUGUUUAUACUCCUGCAGUUUUUGAAAUGUUUAGAUUAGAAUUUGAAUUGAUAAUGAAUUGUAUGGUUUAUAGUUGUGGUGAGGUCGGGACAAUAUCUCAGUAUGUGGUUACUGUCAAGGGUAAAACUAAAGAGCAUUUUGUUAGAUUUGACUCUGCAGAUGGUUCGGCCAUUUGCAGCUGCAAAAAGUUUGAAUUUGCUGGGGUUCAAUGCUUCCAUGUGCUGAAAAUACUUGAUUUAAGAAAUACUAAAGAACUCCCACUUCAAUAUGUCUUGAAGAGGUGGACAAAGGAUGCAAAAGUUGGGUCGGCAAGAGAGAAUCAUAGCUUUGCACUUGAUGGUGACCCGAAGUCAUCACUACCUAAGCGUUACAGCUCGUUAUGCGGCAUAUUGUACAAACUUGCAGCAAGAGCUGCAGAAAAUGCAGAGGCAUAUUCAUUCAUGGAAAGCCAAUCAGAUCAGCUGUUGGAACAGGUUGAGCAUAUUUUGCAAGCAAGACUUCUUGAGAAGUCUUCCCCAAGCACUGUUUCGAAGGGUCAACCACACAAUCUGGUUCACAAUGAAAGUAAUAAUGGCGAAUCUCCCAGGGCAGGUGGGAAAAAGAAGAAGAAUGGAGAUGCUCGUCGUAAGAAUCAGAACGGGUUUGAGUCAAAUAAACGGCAAAAAGGAAGACAAGGACUAUCUGGUGAUGCAGAAAUUACAACUAGGAGUGAUGAACCACCUGCACCAUCAGAUGAGAUGCCGGCUCAACCCAGGAAUCCUCCAAAUCAGUUCUUUGCACCUAGUCAGUUCAUGCAGGGAUCUUAUGUUUCCGGUCAUCAAUUUGGAUUAAGUUCUGUUCAAGGUUUUCAUAACAUGACACAAUUUAGUCAGGUGCAAGAGUCUCCGGCCACUGUGCUGCAGCAACAACCAUUCCAUGGCAACACUGAGUUAGGCCAGAAUGAUGUGCAGGCCUGCCCAGCUUCGGACAUGCACUCCCUGCAAUUUGUUGGGAGCAAUCCGCAACUGGGCCACCAGAGCAGUGAUCAGGGCCAUUAUUCAAUACCAGUAUGGGACUUUCUAUGAAGUAAGCUCUACUGCUGCGAGAAGCAUAGCCCAAGAGGUUUCUUUUGUCUCCUUAAUUGAUAUAAGUGCACCAGAUGGUGGACCAUAGCAAGACUGUAGUCAGUGAUGAAUGAUCAAUUGGUUGUUCAGGUUCAAAUGGAGGAGAGUGUGAUUUUUUAGGGAGAUGACGAUGAUGAUUAUUGAUGAUCUGCAAUGUGAUUCUCCUAAAUCUACAGGCAUGAUUUAUCUCCCAACUUCACAUGUGGUUAAGAUGCCAAGCAAUAUCGCAGGGAAGUUUCUGUCAUUUCAGGACUCAUUUGGCUUACUAUAACGAACAUCUGACGUGACCACAACUGAAAGUUUUGUACAGUUUUGCAACUUCAGAUGUGAAGCACAAAACAAUCAGAACCAUCAACAGUCAAGAGUGCUAAAAUAGUAAAAGAAAGGCCUAUAGGUUGACGGAUGCUCGUAGCUGUUGUAAGAUUUCGAUCUGCUGCGUUUUCGGUUAUUAUAAAUAUUUCCUAUUGUCUCACCAAAUCAUUGGUGCUAUUUUUGUUUAUUAUUUUUCUCCUCCAUUCUCUUCCAGUCGUCAUUAUAUCUAUAAUAGAGCCUGAUGCUGAUCUCUCACUACUUGAUCAUCUAGUUUCAAGUAGUCUAUCCAUGUUGAAUCUUAAUAAAUUGGGGUUGUGCUAUGCAGUAGAGAAUGUACGUUCUGAAAUGCAGCUGUGCAGAUAAUAUUUUAGUUUUUCGAAUUAUGCAAGAGAUUGGGAGAUCUUUGGUAUCAUAUAUUAGCGGGUGUUGAAUGUUUGAUUCAUGAAAUGUCAAAAUUGUUGCUGAUGGAAGGUAGUCACUGCAUGUGAAUCCCAUAAAAAUUUGAUGCUGCUGGAUUGAGGAAUCUGUCAGAGUAGUUUCAACCCAAAAAUGGAGGGGAUCUGAUUUUUGGGUGCAGAUUUUAUUUCUGGAAAGGCAAGAAGGUGUGAAUCAAGAUUCCAACUGUGAAGUUGUUUGGGACUCCACGUUUAUAUAUUGUGGAAGCUUGUGUAGGUGUUGGCUAAAUUGAGCUCGACCGGCUCAUUGGAUACUUAUGAAUUUGCGCAUGUUAAGGGAAUAGCAAAUUGGGGAAGGAAGAUAGGAGGCAAUCCUUAUUCGUUAAAUAAGUUCUUAAUUUUCUCUUCUUUGGUUGCACCUUUAAGAGACAGGGAAAAAAAGGAAAGACAAACUAUUAAGAAAUUACAUUGUUCUUUCAAUCUACUGACUCUUUAAGUUUUCCUGGCAUCCAACUGAUACAGUUUGUCAUCCUGGUAUGCAGGUGGCACUCGAACACAUGCGCCAUGGAAAAGGCUGCCAAAUGCAGCAGCCCAUCUCAUCACCUGGGGUGUUCAAUUCCUUUGGGGCUACUAGAUUCUACUCUACAGCUCAAGAGUCAACAAAUUCUGCUUCAUGGCUCAUGUGAUGGGUAUCAUUGACAAACUCAUGCUUAUAGAUAAAAAGGACCACUUUGGACCCAACAAAAGCCUUGCAUAAUUAAACUUUCCAAGUAAAAUAUUAUGGUACCUAUUGAACAAUACCGAGGAUAAUAUAAUAUAUAUAUGGCUUCAUGUAA